AUGGCUACUGACCUGGAAAUGAGGGUUGCUGUCAUUGGUACUGGAGUAGCAGGGCUAUGUUGCUUAAGGCAUCUCACUCGUUAUCCAGAGUACUUCAAAGUACAAGCAUUUGAGCAGACCAACCAAAUAGGUGGUACUUGGGUCUACACUGAUAAAAUAGGUCAAGAUGAAGAGACUGGACUACCAAUACACUCCAGCAUGUAUAAGAAUUUGAAAACUAACUUACCUAAACAAGUAAUGUGUUAUCCUGGCUUUCCAUUUGACUCCAGUCUACCUUCAUUUGUCCAUCACUCUGAUGUCUUACAUUACUUAGAACAAUAUACUGAACAUUACCAACUCUAUCAAUAUAUACAGUUUUACUCUCAAGUAAAGAGAGUAACUCCUUCAUGCUCAUCACCAAUGAAUGUUAUUAAUCAUAGAAAUGGCUACCUUAAUCCAUUUGAAGUUACAAAUGGCAUUUUAUUUGUACCUCAUUACAAUGUACGUGGUCUGGAACAUUUUAAAGGAAACGUUCUACAUAGUCAUGAAUAUCGUUUACCAGAUCCCUUUGAAGGACAAUGUGUUCUUGUAGUUGGAGCUGGUCAAUCAGGUAUUGAUAUAUGUCUUGAAGUUGCUACUAAGGCAAGAACAGUUCUAGUCAGUCAUUGUAAAGGACACAUAACAUCGCUACUUCCAGGAAAUAUCUAUGAAGUUAAAGGAAUUACUUUUAUUUCAGAAACAGGUUCUAUACAACUUGAUGAUGGAGACACAGUCAAAGAGAAAGUUGAUAGCAUUAUACUAUGUACUGGAUAUGAGUACGAGUUUCCAUUUUUAACUCCAGAGUGUGGGAUACAAGUUACUAACAAUAGAGUACAUCCAUUAUAUAAACAUAUUGUUAACAUAGUCCAUCCAUCUAUGGCCUUCAUUGACUACUUCACUGUAGUGCCACCUGUCUGCUGUGAUGUACAAGUACAAUAUUAUCUUUCUGUUCUUCUUGGUAGAACAAAACUUCCUAGUCAAGAGGAAAUGAAAGAAGAAGAGGAAAUGUUUCGUAUACAAGUAGAGAAAGGAAUUAAAGAGAGACACACUCAUUUAUUAGGUGAUAAUCAAUGGAGUUAUUAUAAUGAGUUAGCAGAACUGGGUCAAUUUGAACCACUUAAACCAGUGAUUCAAUCACUAUAUGAUGAAGUGAAGAUAUAUAGAAGUCUUGAUGUCGCUAGAUAUAAAGAUUUGAAUUAUGAUGUUAUUGAUGACAAACAUUGU
Messenger RNA from Gigantopelta aegis, 1242 nucleotides. RefSeq names its product flavin-containing monooxygenase FMO GS-OX-like 7. Gene Ontology annotation, molecular function: flavin adenine dinucleotide binding; N,N-dimethylaniline monooxygenase activity; NADP binding. The record is from RefSeq and is a predicted model, not a curated record. Lineage: Eukaryota; Metazoa; Mollusca; Gastropoda; Neomphalida; Peltospiridae.